Molecule: messenger RNA, 1152 nt
Organism: Aspergillus niger
Lineage: Eukaryota; Fungi; Ascomycota; Eurotiomycetes; Eurotiales; Aspergillaceae
Exons: 1
Coding region: 1-1152 (383 amino acids)
Biological process (GO): GPI anchor biosynthetic process
Cellular component (GO): Golgi membrane
Molecular function (GO): glycosyltransferase activity
Source: RefSeq, a predicted model, not a curated record
AUGCUCGCUCUUUGGUAUCUACUCUCGGUCGGCUAUUAUCGGUCGGCGAGUCACCGCGAUCCUACCUCCUUCUUCUUCAACCCCAGUCGUGCCUACGAGAAACGGUAUUCCGCGCAUCGAAUUCAAGAGGCAGAGUCCUUUCUCGUCAGGGCUGGCGACUUUCCCUCCCCAGCAAAGCCAUCUGGCAACACCCAGGCUACGAUUUGCGUGGGGAUAGUGACGGUUCGCCGAAGAAAAGACCAAUAUGUUGGGUUGACAGUCGCCUCUCUUCUGGAGGGCUUGACCGAGUCGGAACGAAGCACUAUAUUCCUCGAUAUACUCAUUGCACAUACCGAUCCCUCUACCCUCCCGAUCUUCUCAGAGAAAUGGGUAGAAGUUCUACCCGACCGCGUCCUCCUGUACCCGAAAGAAGAUAAUCCCGAUUACGAGCAAAUCCGCGAAUGGGAGGAGGGAGGAUGGUAUCGCAACAAGACCAUCUACGAUUUUACACAUUUGAUGAAGGAUUGCUAUGAUACGGGCGCAGAUUAUGUCGCUAUGAUUGAAGAUGAUACAUUGGCUGCCAAGGGCUGGCUCUCUUCUACGUUGCAUGCCCUUGAUGUGAUCCACCAGCGCAGCAUAGCAGGGCAAGACUGGGUCUAUCUUCGUCUAUUCUAUGUUGAUAACCUGCUUGGUUGGAACUCGGAGGAGUGGCCACGUUAUCUCGCGUUGUCUUUCGUUAUCUGGGCUACUUUAACGGGUGCCAUGGUAUUCAUAAAAAGGAGGUUCUUCAAGUCAACACCUGCGAGUGCUAUCUGGAUGACAUCUCUCAUUUUUAUCCCGGCAUUCAUCGGACUACACUUCAUCGCAGGACGGCAGACAAUGUGGCCGAUUCGUUCCGGGGUCCACGAGAUGAACAAGUACGGAUGCUGCUCGCAGGGCCUGGUCUUCCCACGUUCGAUAGUACCGCAAUUUCUGGAACAUACCGACUUGACAACCGAUUGGCUAGUUGAUAUGAUGGUCGAGAAAAUUGCCAACAAAGAGGAGUGGAAACGUUACGCGGUAGUUCCACCAGUCCUUCAACAUAUCGGUGCCACGAGCUCGAAAGGGUAUGGAUUUGAUAAGUCGGCGAAGACAAUCUGGAAUUUUAGAUACGAAGAGUAUCCAUAUAGAUAG